AUGUCUUCGCUCGAUUCUUACAAGACACGGCUCCUCGAGCAAGCUGCGCAAGUCGGCGCUCUCAAAUUCGGCAACUUCACGCUCAAAUCUGGCCGUAAAUCUCCUUACUUCUUCAACGCGGGUCUCAUGUCCGAUGGCACCAUUUUGCACACAGUCGCACAAGCUUACGCUGCCACUCUCUGCGCUGCGGCUUCUGAUGAUGAUACCAUGGUCAACCCCUUUUCCGAUUUUGAUAUUCUCUUUGGACCUGCCUACAAAGGCAUUUCCCUCGCAGCUUGCACCGCACUCGUACUUGCAUCCGUGUAUGGCCGCGAUGUCAAAUUUGCAUACGAUCGGAAGGAGGCGAAAGAUCACGGUGAAGGCGGCAGUGUUGUCGGAUGGCCGUCAGGUCGCAAUGAGAAAUGGCGUGUAGUGAUUGUGGAUGACGUGAUGACUACUGGUCUUGCAGCAAGCUCCGCGAUAAAACUUGUGGCUCGGCAGGGCGGAGAAGUGGUGGGCGUUGUACAGCUUCUUGAUCGGGAGGAGUUUUCCGAGAUAGACGAGCAGGGAUGCAAGGUCAGCUCGGUGAUGAAGCUGGAGAGUUUGCUGGGAGGAAAGGGGAAGGUACGAAGUGUCUUGAAGAUGCGGGACCUAGUACAGUGGUUAGAGGAGAAGGAAGCGCAGGGGCAGACAACGGAGGAAGAGAAGAGGAGUUUGCAGGCGAUGAGGGAGUAUAGAGAUACGUAUGGUAUAUCUUCGUCUUAA
Molecule: messenger RNA, 744 nt
Organism: Suillus subaureus
Lineage: Eukaryota; Fungi; Basidiomycota; Agaricomycetes; Boletales; Suillaceae
Product: orotate phosphoribosyltransferase
Exons: 2
Coding region: 1-744 (247 amino acids)
Biological process (GO): pyrimidine ribonucleoside biosynthetic process; 'de novo' pyrimidine nucleobase biosynthetic process; pyrimidine nucleotide biosynthetic process
Cellular component (GO): cytoplasm
Molecular function (GO): orotate phosphoribosyltransferase activity
Source: RefSeq, a predicted model, not a curated record